GCAUUUAAUUUAGUCAAAAAUCUCUUUCCCAGAAAGAACGCCAUAGGUCUUCUUUUCUCUCCUCUUCCCCACUCCUGACUCUUCUUCUACAUUUAUUUUCUCUUCAUCUCUCCCCUCCACCCUAAAACACACACCAAAAACACACUAAAAACACACACGAAAAACACACCCAAACAUGAAGAACCAAACCCAAAACAACCUCUUCUCAAUACCAAAGCUCUUGAACAUGCCUAGCCACAUUGUAAACCUCCUCUCUUACAUUCUUUUCUUUGCUUUUGGUCUAACACUUGGAAUUAUACUCACUUUUCACUUGAGAAACUUCUCUCUCAACUUUCAGCUCACACAGUUCUCUCUUUCCACCUCUAAUCCAGACUCUCCGCCCACACAAUCACCCCCUUCCCCACCGCAAGCCGAAACCAAAACCGAAACCGAACCAGAAACCGAAAGAAAAAUGUUGCAUGGUGGCCUAGAAGAGUUUAUAAGGCCACCUAACGUGAUGCAUGGCAUGAAGGAUCAAGAAAUUUUAUGGAGAGCUUCAAUAACUCCGAAAAUUAAGAAGUUUCCAGGGCCUAGAGUCCCGAAGAUCGCAUUCAUGUUUUUGACGAGAGAAUCGGUGAUUUUUGCGCCCUUGUGGGAAUUAUUUUUCAAGGGAAAUCAAGGGCUGUAUUCUAUUUAUGUGCAUUCCGAUCCGGCUUUUAAUGAAUCUUCCGUUCCGAAAAAUUCGGUUUUUAGUGGCCGAAGAAUUCCCAGCAAGAAAGUUGAAUGGGGAAAGGUUAACAUGAUUGAAGCAGAACGCCGCUUACUAGCCAAUGCACUUCUUGAUUUCUCCAACCAGCGGUUUAUUCUCCUAUCAGAAUCAUGUAUUCCACUGUUCAACUUCUCCACCAUUUACUCUUACCUGAUGAAUUCCUCCCAAAGCUAUGUGGAGGCUUAUGAUCUGGCAAGUUCAGUUGGCCGGGGCCGCUAUAAUCACAGAAUGUAUCCUCCCAUCAGCAUUAAGCAAUGGCGAAAAGGUUCACAGUGGUUUGAGAUGGACCGUGAUUUAGCCAUUGAGGUGGUAUCAGAUACAACAUACUUUCCUGUGUUCCAAAAGUACUGCAAAGGUUCGUGUUAUGCAGAUGAACAUUAUUUGCCUACAUUUGUCAGUAUUGAAUUCUCCGCGAGGAAUUCAAAUAGAUCCAUAACCUGGGUUGAUUGGACUAGGGGUGGACCACACCCGCUGAGGUACAUAAGAACAGACGUGACAGAACAGUUUUUGGGGAAGUUGAGGAGUGAAGAAUGCAGAUACAAUGAAAAUACCAGCAAUACAACCAAUGUGUGUUACUUGUUCGCGAGGAAGUUUUUGCCUAAUGCAUUGGAUCGACUGCUGAGAUUUGCACCGAAGAUUAUGCAUUUCAACUCAUGAGAAGAUUUUAUCAUUCAUAGUUACAGUCAUAAUUGAUUACAUAUUUAUUGGGGCAACAUACAUACCCAGUGCCUUCACUAUUAUUUCUCCGAUUCAUAUGUACUAUACUAAAACCCGAAUUGGAACCUCGUAUACAGACUGUAAAUGAAAAAACAAGAGAUAAUAAGAAUUUUAUUGGUUUUAUUCUUCAA
Messenger RNA from Daucus carota subsp. sativus, 1596 nucleotides. RefSeq names its product glycosyltransferase BC10. Bases 176 to 1405 code for a protein of 409 amino acids. Lineage: Eukaryota; Viridiplantae; Streptophyta; Magnoliopsida; Apiales; Apiaceae. Gene Ontology annotation, molecular function: glycosyltransferase activity. The record is from RefSeq and is a predicted model, not a curated record. The transcript is spliced from 2 exons. Gene Ontology annotation, cellular component: membrane.